Molecule: messenger RNA, 1973 nt
Organism: Prunus mume (Japanese apricot)
Lineage: Eukaryota; Viridiplantae; Streptophyta; Magnoliopsida; Rosales; Rosaceae
Biological process (GO): transport
Cellular component (GO): Golgi apparatus; membrane
Source: RefSeq, a predicted model, not a curated record
GGAGACUGCUAAAAUCCUAUGAUUCUCAUAAUUCCGUUUGAUUAAACGUUGUCAGAGAAAGUGAUACAGAGACAAAGACAAAGAUGGGUCACAGAGAAAGCGUCAGGUUUGAUCUGUGUUCAAAAUGGUAUAUAAUAAUUUUGAUGCUUAUGCACUUGAUUAUUUUAGCUGCUGCUUCGAUCCAUGAAUACCAAGACGAUUCGUUUAUUCGUCGUUCCAAUUCCUUCUUCUUCCAUGGAGGAAGUGAAGGUCUCUAUGCUUCCAAACUUGACUCUGAUGAUGGCAAGUCUGCUUCUGAAGAUAAGCCCCUCAUUGGCAAGUCUUUCAUCAGGUUUGAAUCGAUCAUCUUCCGAAGAACCAAGGAAUCUGCUGAAAAGAAGAAUGAGAUGCAGCAGAGGACUGGGUUGGUUGAGGCUAUUGUACUCGAAGUUAGGGACCGGGAGAAGAUUGGAGGUUCUUAUUUGAACUCUGAGGCAAUAUGCUGCACCCCAGAGCUAUCCAAGGAUGGUUCCUGCAAGGUUGGAGAGGUUAUCAUCCAACAAAACCCAGACAACCCUGAUGGGCCAAAAAGGAUGCAGACCUUCUUUGAGGGGAAAAAUGAAGAGGCUAACAUGGAUAUCCAAACUAUUGAGAUCAACAGCACUGGAAUGUACUAUCUCUAUUUUAUGUUCUGUGAUCCAGAACUUGUGGGCACAUUAAUCAGUGGAAGAACGGUUUGGAGGAACCCUGAUGGUUAUUUACCUGGAAAAAUGUCCCCACUGAUGACAUUUUUUGGCCUAAUGUCUUUAGCUUACCUUGUCCUGGGUCUUCUCUGGUUUCUCCGCUUUUUACAGUAUUGGAAAGAUAUAAUACAAUUGCACUACCACAUCAGUGCUGUAAUUGGUCUUGGAAUGUGUGAAAUGGCCCUUUGGUAUUUUGAAUACGCAAAUUUCAAUUCCACUGGAACCAGACCAAUGGGAAUCACCAUAUGGGCAGUAACCUUCAGUGCUGUUAAAAAAACUGUCUCCCGGCUUCUUCUUCUGGUGGUUUCAAUGGGCUAUGGUGUUGUGCGGCCAACUCUCGGUGGUAUAACCUCGAAAGUACUUCUUCUUGGCGUGACAUAUUUUGUAGCAUCAGAAGCACUUGAGCUUGUUGAACAUUUGGGGAACAUCAACGACUUUUCUGGAAAAGCAAGGCUUUUUCUGGUGUUACCGGUUGCUCUCUUAGAUGCCUGUUUUAUUCUUUGGAUCUUUUCAUCGUUAUCUAAAACUUUGGAGAAGCUUCAGAUUCGAAGAAGCAUGGCCAAACUUGAGCUGUACCGGAGGUUUACUAAUUCCCUUGCAGUAUCAGUGCUGCUCUCUGUUGCUUGGAUUGGUUAUGAGUUGUAUUUCAACGCGACUGACCCAUUGAGUGAACUGUGGCGAAGAGCCUGGGUCAUCCCAGCUUUCUGGACUCUGCUUGCGUAUUUGCUGUUGGUGGUGAUAUGUGCUCUUUGGGCUCCAUCUCAUAAUCCAACUGGAUAUGCAUACUCGGAAGAGACUGGGGAUGACUUUGACGAGGAGGGUAUCUCGCUAACCGGAAGCGGAAUUAAGGUGGCCGGCGGUGACUUGGCAACCAAGCUAGAAAGAAAGGAAAGGAAGGCAUCAAGUGCAGCAGAGCAUCACGUGUUUGGGCUUGGGGAAGAUCUAGAGGAGGACAAGAGAGAAUAAUCAAUGACCCUCUUUUCUUCCUGUGUUCUUUUUGAGUCUCUCUGGAUACCAAAUAUUCAUAGGCAGGAAUAUGUCUUUACUAUACUGUCAUACCUCUUGUGUCCCUUGUAGAAAGAAAGGUCUAAAAGAGAAAGAAAAAAAGGGUGAAAAAGAGAAGAGGAAGGAACUGGUGGGGUUGCAUUAGAGAAAGCUAGUAAAUUUGGGGAAGAAAUUAGACAAAAGUUAGGUACUCACGUGAACUGCUGGUUAAGUAGGCUAAAGUGAUAUGAGUAUUUCCUUCGGCAA